CACGCACAACCAACACGCUACCACAUCGUUUUAUGGCGCACCACGACCCAAAGGCUGCUGCGACGCGCCGCGCUCUGUGCCAAUUCAAGGGCUGCACCAAAUUCGCCCAGACCCGCGGGCGAUGCAAAGCCCACGGCGGCGGCACGCGCUGCAAGGUCGAGGCGUGCAUCAAGCUCGCGCAGAGCCGCGGUCACUGCAUCGCGCAUGGCGGCGGCCGCAAGUGCCACAUCGAGUCGUGCGAUAAGCUCGCGCAGAGCAAGGGGUACUGCAUCGCCCACGGCGGAGGUCGCAAGUGCGCGAUUGACGGCUGCGAAAAGUUCUCACAAAUCAAGGGCAAGUGCAAAGCCCAUGCCAAGACGUCACCGCCGUCGACGCCCCACUCGCCGCCUUUGCUACACCCGCUUCCACCGCUAACGCAUGCCAAAGUGUCGGCGCUUCAGAUGCCGUCCACCAUCAGCCUCAGCCCGUUGCGCGACUGCGUGCGGCGACCCGAAGCAACCACUUGCUCGUUCGCAGCGCUCUUUGAGCCCUCGCCGCCAACAGCGUGACGACGGCUGCAUGCACGUGCAUAGAAUUAUUCCUUUGGGUGCAUUCGCAGAAAACAACUCGACUAAUUUAU
Molecule: messenger RNA, 619 nt
Organism: Saprolegnia parasitica CBS 223.65
Lineage: Eukaryota; Oomycota; Saprolegniomycetes; Saprolegniales; Saprolegniaceae
Exons: 3
Coding region: 33-548 (171 amino acids)
Source: RefSeq, a predicted model, not a curated record